CUUCAUUCUUCAUCUCUUUGUGUUUAGGUUCGAUUGGUGCAGUGUGCAGUUGCCGGUCGUCGUGGUUCUACGGUUCGUUGCGUUGGAGUUCAACUGAGUCCAGCCUCGUGCAGCACUUGACGUCGGACCACACUUCUGCUUGCAGUAUCAUGUCGAGAAGAUCCGCUCCUGAUAGCCCCUGGCAGAAUGGAAUGCCACCGUUUGGUCUCUGCCAGCAACAGUUCAGUCCAAUGAUGAAUUGUGGCCCCGUGUGGGCACAGCAUAACCUCCCCUUUAUGGGCGGGAGCAUGGCUCCCGACAUGAUGAGGUUUGGAGGCAACGUUUCCUCUCGUUCGAACUUUAGACGCAACUAUGACCAGCCGGACCGCUACAGGCCACGUCAGGGAUUCAACGACCGUUAUGGAAACCGCCAAGGUGCAUACAAUCGUGGAGACCGCAAACGCCCUGGUCCCAGCGACCGUUCUCGAUCUCCCGCCCCGAAAAGAGGUGCACAGGGGCGUGAUGGCAGCCGAAAGGCAGAUCAGGAUCGGCCUAAGAAGGCAGGUGCAUCUGAAGAAGGUCCUGCAGAGGAUGAGGACACCACUGGCACUCAGAAUGAUGACCUCUACGACCCUGCUGAACCUACCACGGAGGACAUUGCAGAUGGGGCAGAAAAGGCUGAAGGGCAAGAGGAGGACGAUUCUGGUGAAGGGGUUGAAGAGGAGGGUGCCAAGGAUGGCGAUGAAGAUGAUCAGGAAGCUGGAGGCUCCGAGUCUAAAGAUGAAAGUGGAGGCACGGAGGCACAUGCAGAUGCUGAAGAAGGAGGUGGAGAAGAUGGUGCACAACCUACAGGCAAACCAACAGCCAAGUCUGGUGCUAAAGUACCUGCCAAACCAGGCGCCAAGGCGUCUGGAUCUAAGGCUUCUGAUCCCAAAUCUCCCACCAAAGGUGCGGAUGGCAAGGGACAAACCGGAGGUCGGGCAGCUGACAAGGCUCGUCAAGAAGGGAUGAGGAAAGGCGGCCAGAAGGAUAAGGGCUGGUGUACAGUUUGUGAGGUGCACUUUGAUGGCAGUUUCCUUGACCAUCGCAGAACUGAGGAACACAAGGUGAAGCGGGAUGAGAAGUAUCCGAAGUGUCACCCCUGCAGUAUGGGCUUCAAUAAUCGCAAACAGUACGAGCAGCACUGCUCUGGUGACUUUCACCGCAAGAAUGUGGAAAUACUUGACAAUGAAGUGGAUGAGACGGCUGGUCCUUUGGGUGAGGAGUACCUUGAGGAAAUCCCUGCUUAUUUUUGCACAUUGUGCAAGCUCUUGCUGAAAAUUGAACUCAAAUCGCAUCAUUGCUGCACCCAGGGUCACUACAGGAGGCACAGGGAUAUCAAGCGCAAAGAAGAAGCGGCUCUUAAAGCUAAACUUGCAAAAGAGAAGGCUGAAGAUGAGGAAGAUGAUACCAACCAGGUGGCCUAUACCAUCACAGAUGAAGUAGGAAGUGAUGACGAAGCCAGGGCAGCCUCUGAUGCCACAGCGAGCAAGGCUAAUCGGAAAGGUGCAGCUGAAGGAACUAAGGGAUCCAAGCAAGAUAAGACUGCCGAGGAGACUCUUGAGGCUUUGCCAGUGAAAGAGGCUUCGGGCACCACAAAGGAGCAGCCUGAAGCUGAGCAGGAUGGGGAGCAGCCAGUAGCUCAGGUCAAAUCAGAGCCAGCAGAGGCAGAGGGUGGACAGGACGCCCUUGAGGAGGAUUGCAAGGAGGAAAAAGAGGCGCUUGAGAACGAGGCUGCUUCUCUCAUGGAUGAGCCCAAGGAGGACAACGUUCCUGAUACAAAUGGUUGCAAAAGCCUGGAGGAAGACAUGGAAGAGCAAAAGCCUGCUGUGGCUGCCGCUGAGAGCAGCGCAGAUCCGCCUGCAACCAACGCAGAUCCUGCUCCCACCAAAGCUGCUGCCCCGAAGGCUCCAGCCGCCAAAGUGCCUGCAAAGAAUGUGCCAGCUUCUAAAGCUGCUGCCACAGCACCCAAGCCUGCGGCAACUGCCACCAGGGCACCUGCUGCCAAGACAGGCACUGCUGCGGGCUCAGCUGCCGCGACCUCUGCUCCUGCAGCGUCUGCUACUGCGGCACCUGCGCCCGCCAAAAAGCCGCCAACUGCGGCAGGGUCAGCAGCAGCAGCAGGAGGAGGCAGGGGCGGCAUGGUGAGGGGUCGCGGCAGGGGGGCACCCAAAGCAGUCCGGGCACGCAAACGCUAAUGCCCCGCUUUCUGUGGCGGUCUCCUGGGUGGCAGGCCAUCCGCUUUUCCCCCCCUGCCAAGCUCUGUUUCUUUCUUUCACUCCCACUGUCUCUUUUUAGGUCCAUAAAGUCAAAAGGUCAUUUGCCAGACACAUCUUGGUUUCUACUGUCAUCAGUUUGCUUUUUGGGUUCCUAUUAAAACUAUCCGAGCCUUGGCCAGCACUUUUUUUGACAACUGUCAGCACUCUGCUUACAUGCAAGUGCCACACUUCAGCAUGCUUGAGAACAGGCUGCAAAAAUGUGUGAAUGAAAGCAGCUGGCAUGCUUUAACUACCGUAUAUUCUUGUGUAAGGGCCCCACAUUUUGCAUUAAUUCUGACCCAAAUUUGUUGCGUAAGGCUCAUGCAUGAGUAAAAUGAAACAGAUUUGUAUCUUUCAGGUUUAACAACCUCGGGAAACCUUCAUUUUAGCUUCAUUUGCUACUUUAUUAGUCAUUGCUUGGACAUAGCCUUAGAGCUGCACCAGCUGGAAUCUAUUUCACUGCAAGCGCGCGGUUACAUGGUAAAACUGUCCUUGUGCAUUGUGCCGCGUGUAAAGUUUCAUGAUGAAGAGAUUAAGGGAGGUGGCAUGUUUCAGUUGAUAAUACCCAAAUGCUUUUGAAGCAGUUAAAGACGGCCGUAGCUGUUUACAAAAAGCUGCAGCAGUUCUGGCUACUGCAGUCUUGCAUGAUUUGCAUUACAUUAGUGCCGUGAGCACGGUUGGUGGCAUGCGCCUUGUGUGCAGUACACGUGUGCCAAGAGCUGGUGUUUAAAAAGCAUCACAUGAGUUCCAACACAAAAUGGGGCCGAAGCACAUAUUUAGUGCAGAGGAGACUGAGCCAUGGAAGAAGUGUUGAGUGGAGCAGGGUCGUCUGAUAUGGGGCGAGUCAUGGUUUAACAGGUAAGCAUGUGCUGUGCUGCGAAAGUGUUAAUAAGUUUAUUUCAAUGCUAUUUCUUUCCGCGCAUUGUCAGUGGUCUAAGUGUUGCUCCCUUUACAUUAUCACCGAUUGGCUGCUCAUGGAUGGCGGGCGAGAAAGGAAUAAAGUCAAGCAAAAGGGAUCCUCCCAUUAUAGCUUAAUUCGCAGUUUACUAACAGACAAUGGCGAUGUGCACUAGUGUGGCAACACAUGCCUGCACAUUAAAAAAAAAAAUAUCUAGCUAAGCACAAAUCAGUUUUAUCAUAAAUUACAGGGACGGUUAUGUGUGUGCUUGAGGCUUGAUAAAUUAUUAUAUUUUAAAACAUGGGAAGGUAAUGUCUCCUGUGUUGGAACAACUUGAAUAUCAAGAAGUGGGGCGUCUCAGCCUCCCCCCCCCCCCCCCCCCUGCAUAGUCGGCUGUUAAGACCUGAAGCACCUGAAGGUUCUCGGGGCCUGCAGGCUGUCUACUGGGUGUCCCAGCUAUGAUGCACCAAAUUUUCAAGAGAGUAUUAAAUCUUGUUAAGAACCUGCCAGUAAGCUUUUAGUCAGUGACAUGCCAAUAUUUAUUUGAAAUUAUCUAACUUUUAAAUGGUUCUUAUUGUCAAGAUAUCAAUUGGGUGGUUUUAGAGAACUGUAAGACAUGUCAAAAUGAGAUGUGUCCAGAAAGGUACAUGUUGCGUGUUAACUUUUUCAGGCAAAUGGGGAAAGCCUGUGAAAUAUGAAACAUGCCAUACAACCUGCGCACACAAAAUAACAGUGCUGUCAAGCAGUGGUCGUGGGAAAGCAAGCUGUUCAUCUCAGGCUCGCCUUUCAGGGCGGUGCAUUUUUUUUUACCUUGAUGUGCAAUAUAAUUGCCAGAGCUGUUCGUGCAUUGUGGGAAGAACAUGCACGUUAUCGCCGCUGUUUGGCCCAGUAACAGAUCAACAGCUUGCUUUCCCACUGAGACUUUGAUGGCGCUGCCACCCUAGUGAACGGUUGUGCAGUCGUGUAUAUGUUGUGGGGCUGUUUUGUUUGCCAGAAAAAGGAAGUGCGCAAUGUGUACCUUGCUGGACACGCCUUAUUUUCACGUGUCGUUCUACUCUAGCGGCUGCUGCGUAUAGCGCGGCCAUACUGGCUCCAUCUUGAAAGCAAUCGGCAAUGAGUACAGAGUCUAGAUGCGCCGAUGAUUCUUAGCUUUAUGCGCACUGUGUUCUCGCCGCCUAAUUUGCAUUGAAGCGAGAGGCAGCACGAAGGUGAUUUCGCUCGCUGCUGCCGCCUCUACCAUACACCAGUGUAUCGACAGAGAAUGCCCGCGCUCAGAGUGAAAUGUGUUUGCCUGUGCGUGCAUGACACCAUGCUUGUUCAUUUAGUUAUAAGCAAGUGUUUGAGUUUAUACGGGAUAAAGCUACUGUCCUUGCUAUGUAUAUCUGUCUAUCGCAAUCUAUGCUUUGCCUUUCGGGCGAAACUGCGACCUUUUUCUUACCAAUAUCAUCCAGAUGAUUGUCUAUAGCCAACAUGCCAACGUAGAAAAAAUAACCUGCACCAAUAAUCAAUCGCAAAACUUGAUAACCUACCCUGUAGCAAAACUUGAAAACAUUAUUUGCAGCACAAAACUCGAAGGACCACUCAGCAGUGUUCAAUUGAACAUUAACGCUUUCACUUUCACAACUCGUAAGUGCUUAGGUGUCCUUGGAAUUUUUUAAUUGAAUGUUUAGGUCCAAAUUUUAGGGAUGGCUAUCUUGCACAAGAAUAUACGGUAUAGUACAUGGCAGCAGAGUGGUAAUGGAUUCAAGACAAUAUUUAUUUUUGUUAUGUUUCAACCUUGCAAGCUGUUGUGCUCUGUUGGUAAAUAUUCUGUUUCAGUAUACCUGGCACAGCUGGCCUGCGUGGACCUGCAUGCAUGGUCUGUUAUCAAUUGCCUGUUCUGUCAUGUGUAGUGGAAUUGUCAAAAGUUGAUUUUUAAUGGAUUGAUAUGGAUGGUUUUGAUUUAGACUCGAAUGAACAUGGGGUUGAAUAUGCCUGGCCAACUGCAUGCUUGCACUGUGCACCUUGAGCUGACCAUACAGUAGUUUAAUUGGCAGUCUGUUCAGGCAGACGUCUUUUUUUUUUUGUCCCCUCUUCUGCUCUUUUCAACAUAUGCGUUGGGGACGAUUUCAUAUCAACAUUUAUACAAUUGCCACGCAGUCAUUACCAAGAUAGCUUGUCAAAUAUUCUUCCAUGUGACAUUUUCAUUUAAUACGCUUUCUAGCAUUAUUGACCAUACCGCAACUUUUUAGUUGAGAUUGGGCUUCAAUGACUGCAGUUUAUCCAUGCACAGUGGUGUCACUAGCCCUCAUUGUGUCCCAUUGUGUGAAAAGCACUGUCGCUUUGACAAGCGCGGUUGCAGGUUUCUUGUAAAUAUCACCCACUGAGAACAUAACAUUUGCUUAUUGUAGAAAGCUGCUACUCUUUUUUUUUUUUGCUUUUGGUUAUUGAGCCAAAUAAAGUUUGCUGUAAUGGUCAUGUCA
Molecule: messenger RNA, 5636 nt
Organism: Dermacentor andersoni
Lineage: Eukaryota; Metazoa; Arthropoda; Arachnida; Ixodida; Ixodidae
Cellular component (GO): nucleus
Source: RefSeq, a predicted model, not a curated record